AUGAAUUACCCAUAUCCAACAUCUUCACCUUAUAUGCAAGCAACCAUGUCACAAGCCGUACAAGCAAUAAUGACUGGUGGAGCAUUGCCUCCAAAUUGUCUUUUUAUGCCAAUGCCAUUUCAACAAGCUCAACAAAUAUUACCACAAUUAAUGAUGACAUCUGGAAUUGGGAGUAAAGACCCAAAUGUCUUUCCUCCACAAACACCAUAUUAUAAUCCACCACCGUAUUCGAAUAAUCCUCAAACACGGGGUCGUAUACCUCAAAAAAAUUAUAAAUAUCCAAUGGUUACAUAUAAAAAUAAUAAUAAUAAUAAUAAUAAAAAAUCGAAGAAACCAAUUCGUCAACAACAUCAUUCAAAUAUUUAUAAUUCGUCUUCAUUUGAUUCUUAUAUGCGUAAUUUAAGUUGGAGUCGUUUAUUUCAUCGUCAUCCUCAAAAAUCUUCUAAACAACGAAGUCAAGAUCACACAACAGUAAAUUAUGAUAAAAAAUCAAAUUCAUCAAAACAACAACGAUCAAAUUCUUCAACAUCAUCAUCAUCAACAACAAGUGAUGAAACAAUACGACGAGUUAAUGUUACUACUAAACAAUCAUCUAAUAUAAAUCCAAAACAACAAACCAAAGGUAGUUUACCAUUUAAAUAUUCAUCUGAAUUUGUACCAGGUAUUGGUAAACAACAACCGCAAAAUAUCAAAUCUAAUGAUAUUUUCAUUGUUAAAAAGCCUUAA
Molecule: messenger RNA, 726 nt
Organism: Rotaria sp. Silwood2
Lineage: Eukaryota; Metazoa; Rotifera; Eurotatoria; Philodinida; Philodinidae
Source: the annotation of a GenBank genome assembly